AUGUCUGUAGAUUACACCUCAAAGACAGUCGCCAUCACAGGCGGGGCAGCAGGUCUCGGUUUAGCAAUCACCAAAUUCUUCCUCGCAGCCAACGCGACAGUCCUCGCUCUUGACAUUUCUCAAACAGCCCUAGACAACCUCCCGUCCGAGGUCCCGGAAGCCGACCGAUCUCGCGUUCACCCCGUUAAAUGCGACGUCACGUCUCCCGACUCAGUCGAAGCUGCGUUUUCAUCGUAUCUCUCUGGAGGAGAAGGUCGCCGUCUGGAUGUACUGGUUAACAAUGCAGGUCUCUCGGACAAGAUGCAUCCAACAGCAGACUGCGACAUGGCGAUGUGGGAGAAGAACAUUUUGGUAAAUAUGACGGGACCGUUCAUCACAUCACAGCAGGCUAUCAGGCAAUUCUUGAAGCAAGAUAUUGUAGGCGGGCAGAGAGGCGUCAUUCUGAAUGUCAUCAGUGCGGCGGGAACUCACGGGGCCAGAGCCGGCGUGGCAUACACAGCAUCGAAACACGGCACUGUUGGCCUCACCAGAAGCACAGCAGCAUUCUACGGACCCAAGGGCAUCCGUUGCCUAGCCAUCAUGCCAGGACCCAUGGUGACUGGCAUGGCCAGGGACAAAGACCACAUUGCUGAUUUCCAUAAGGAAGGUCUCGCACUGACCAUCGAAACCUUCAAGAUAUCUAAGCUCAUUGGAAGCAAAAGUAAACUCGCGCUUCGCAUGGAUUGUGACUCCGCUUACGUUAUAUUGGAUUUCGCCACUGCGUUUCAGUUGAUUCUUGUGUUGUCACCUGCAAAAAUGGAUGAUGGGUUGGAGCAGUUCAAUUGGAAAGAGACCUUUCUUUUCUUCUACUGGGAUAUUCAGCGCUACCGUCCCGAGUCCGCACCGAAGAUAGACAAGCUGAUUCUGGACUUCUUCUAUGAAGAAGAGCCAGCGGCUGGGUCUAAUGGCGACCCCUAUUCGUGGGAUGCUGCACUUUACCGCCUGAUGAGAAUAAUUAGGUGUCGACUUGGAUCCAACAUUUGUCCUGGGGUAAAAUCUCAUUAUCGCUGGCUUGAACAAUACGACCCCAGCACCAACCAGUCGCCACCGUACGUUGACUGGUUCUGGUUGGAACCCCAUGUCUCUAUGGAAGCCCGACGUGACGCCACGUCACAUGUCUUAGCAAUCAUCGAGCAUUUGACCACGGUGGUUUACCGACAGCAACAUGACCCAGACGAGGACGUGGACUUCGUAAAGGCAUGGGCCGGCAACAUGCUACUGAAGGAUUUCAGCGAUUCUCAUGCAAGUCCUGAGUGGGGUGUGCCAAUCCCAGUACACAUAAGUUGUCUGUUAGCAGUUGGCUGGGACCGAGCAGCUUCAAUCGACAAGUGCGAGGGUAGGAUUUUGUCUAUGCGAAGUAGGUCAAGCGAGUUCUGGUACCUUCCUCAUCCGCCAUGCCCAUGUCAGCGCUGGCCAAAUGGACACCUCGUUAGUAUGCCAGCAUCAGCUGAUUCAAGAUACGAAUUCAUCCUCGAAGACCCAAGUCACAUGGGAUACGGGACUGCGAAGAUCAGGUUCCCUUCAGAAGGACUCGGCCAUUGCGUCGACAAACAAAGCAGGCACUACUUGCGCCUUUCUUCCGGCUCACAAAAUGGGUUGUUGCGUGUUGAGGCUGCCAAGCUUCACUUCAUUGGCAUGCUCUACUGGGCGCAGCAAAUGGCUCUCACUGGCCAUGCUUUGCCGCUUCCAGAAUUCAUCGACAAGCAAUACGAGGAAUUGGCGGCUGUCAACGAUGAUGAUGCUGAUCGUGAUGAGAUGAAGUUGGACCGGAUGCUAUGGAAUGCACUUCGCAGUUUCGGUCUUGAGCGUGUCAAGUUGAAUUGCAAAUCGUGCGUCGAGACAAUUAGCUCUCCGCCGGCUAUGUGA
Colletotrichum karsti is the source of this 1905-nucleotide messenger RNA. RefSeq lists its product as uncharacterized. Bases 1 to 1905 code for a protein of 634 amino acids. The transcript is spliced from 5 exons. Gene Ontology annotation, molecular function: oxidoreductase activity, acting on the CH-OH group of donors, NAD or NADP as acceptor. Lineage: Eukaryota; Fungi; Ascomycota; Sordariomycetes; Glomerellales; Glomerellaceae. The record is from RefSeq and is a predicted model, not a curated record.